Molecule: messenger RNA, 3953 nt
Organism: Hypanus sabinus (Atlantic stingray)
Lineage: Eukaryota; Metazoa; Chordata; Chondrichthyes; Myliobatiformes; Dasyatidae
Product: adiponectin receptor protein 2-like
Exons: 8
Coding region: 300-1373 (357 amino acids)
Biological process (GO): adiponectin-activated signaling pathway
Cellular component (GO): plasma membrane
Molecular function (GO): signaling receptor activity
Source: RefSeq, a predicted model, not a curated record
GGUAGAUUUCUAUUGGUCACAGCCUGCUCAGGAGAUGUCUGACGCUACGGAGCAACCGAGUCAAACCAAACGGGAUAAAGAUACAGACCGGCGGGGGUUUGCAAAUUCUUACAGUACUUUAAAGGAAGCGGAAGAAAAGGGGAGUCAGUGAAUAGGGUUUUGAAUUCAACUGCAUUUCUAAAAGAAAACCUUUUAUAUUUUAAAGAAGAAUUUUUAUUGUUAACAAGCUGGAAGGCCCACGAUUAGACGAGGACCCAAACUUACAUUUAAGAAAUCGGAAAGAAGCUGUGGGAUACCUGAUGUUAUCUCAAGAAAAACAGUGUAACACUCCGAGCUCAGAGUUGAAUGAAGUGAAUCCACUUAUGAAUCAUGAUUGCGAUUUAUUGGAUAACAACACAGAAACGGAAGAAACAGAAACAGUCGAAGAAGAAGGAUUUAUGAGCAUUGCACCACUUCUACAGGCCCAUCAUGCCAUGGAAAAGAUGGAAGAGUUUGUCCACAAGGUAUGGGAAGGACGAUGGCGAGUCAUCCCUCAUGACGUGCUGCCUGAUUGGCUGAAGGAUAAUGACUACCUCCUGCAUGGUCACAGGCCACCAAUGCCAUCUUUUCGUGCUUGCUUAAGAAGCAUUUUCAGGAUCCAUACAGAAACUUUGAACAUUUGGACACAUCUCAUAGGUUGUCUUUUCUUCUUGGGUCUUGGAAUUUUUUACAUGUUCAGGCCGAACAUAUCAUUUGUGGCCCCGGUGCAAGAGAAAGUUGUAUUUGGGGCAUUUUUCCUCGGGGCCAUUCUCUGCCUGUGUUUCUCUUGGUUGUUUCAUACAUUCUACUGCCAUUCAGAAAAUGUUUCACGUGUAUUUUCCAAGUUGGACUAUUCUGGCAUAGCACUUCUAAUAAUGGGUAGCUUUGUGCCCUGGUUGUAUUACUCCUUCUAUUGUAAUCCCCAGCCGUGUUUCAUUUACUUGCUUGUUGUCUGUGUACUUGGUAUCACAGCAAUUAUAGUUUCCCAGUGGGACUAUUUUGCAACUCCACAGUACCGAGGUGUACGAGCUGGAGUUUUUGUAGGAUUAGGGCUGAGUGGAGUUGUGCCUACCCUGCACUUUAUGAUAUCAGAAGGAUUUUUCAGGGCUGCUACUAUUGGACAGAUUGGCUGGUUGUUCUUAAUGGCAGCAUUGUAUAUCACAGGAGCUGCCUUAUAUGCUGCCCGUAUACCUGAGCGUUUCUUCCCUGGAAAGUGUGACAUUUGGUUUCACUCUCAUCAGCUGUUCCAUGUCCUGGUAGUGGCUGGUGCAUUUGUUCACUUUCAUGGAGUCUCAAACCUUCAGGAGUUUCGACAUGGUGUUGGUGGUGGAUGCACUGAUAAUGAUUUGCUAUGAAACUAAUCUCCAAUUACGUGCACAGUGGAACUUUGAUCAAUGUUAUAGGAAUUGGCGAUGGAAUAACUGAAAGAUCAAAAUUCUUACCACAGCUUAAUUUGGUUGAAUCAGUCCAAUAUUGUGUGUUUCAUGACUAGUGAUCAAUUUUCUUACCUGUUUGGAUGAUCCAAGUACAACUAGAAACUAAUAGUAACCUGAUGAACACAAGUGGAUGGGAAACCAAAUAACGUUGGGAAUACAGGACCAGCUGCAUCAGAACGUUUUCUGUGGUGAAUGUGGGUUUUCAAAGAAGGUGUUCUUAUAAGGAAGCAAAAGCCCACGACAUGAGAUGUGACCAAUGCAAUUAGCAACUAGUCGUCAAAUUCCAAUUUAAAAAAUGUAAAUUAUAAAUUAUAAUUUAGUAUGUAAUUUACACAAUUGCUGAAGCAAAGUUCUGCUUUAACUGAAUACCAUAUUUAUUUCUAUGAAAAGUAUAAAAAGAGGAAAAUUUGAAGUUAGUACUUCUUAGCAGAGUCUGGCUGCUUAUAACAAAAGAAAGUUCUUGUAAAUAAGAUUUCUAACUUUCAGUUAAUUAGAAAAUUUAUAUAAUAAAACUUUUGUACAGUAAACAUUUGCAAGAGUACCACACACUGUUAACUACAUUGCACAAAUAUUGGUAGACAUCAGGUAGUGGAAAGAUGCCAGUAUAAGAAGCAAUGCAAAAAGCCACCUUUGUGAUGGCUUGCCCACUAAGUCUGCUGUGAGGCCUGAUAAUUUUAAUUUUCUAGUCAGCCGUAUGCUAUGUUAAUAGAUAGCAUUGAUCAGUGAGAUCGGAGAGAAGUGUGUGCAAAUUUCUAUUGAUUGUGCACCCACUUCAACUUGUAAGGAAUCACAUGCAUAUUUAUAUAUAUAUACUUGUUUUAUAUACAUAUUCAUGCAUAUAUAUGAAUAAUUUUAUUUUUACUGUUGUGAUGUUCUGUGCAUGGGAUGGGGAAGUGGGUCUUGCCACUACAUUUGUUGGUUAGUUUGUAAAUGGUUGAUGUAAUGUGAUAUAACUGAUCUGUUGCAGUUUGCUUUCAGGUUCAGUUAGAGUUGGCUCAUCAGCUUUAAGACAUUUUCAGUUUACUUUGUCACUCUGGAUAUUUCAGCAAACUAAGGAAAAGAAAUAGGUUUCCUUUAUUGUUGAAGGCUUAUGGUUCAAAAUAGCUUUUUCUCCAAUUCUCUGAGCACCUUGAGACAGUAGUAAGGAAACUUUGCAAUCAGAUUUCUAUUUAAGGUACAUGUUUUGAACUUAUUUAAAUAAUUUGAUUCUGUCCAGUUUAAAGCUUUAGUUAAUUCACUCUGCACUCCUCAUUUGAUGUUGGAUAUUACAGCUCUUGUUAUUUUAGCCAACUGUAAUAAUGCUUGAAUACAUUUUGUUUAUGGUUGGAAGCUUUGUAUGGAAAUCGUGUUGAAAAUGUUUACAGUUGUCUCAUGAAGGACAGUAGAAUUAACAGAACUGCAUGUGAUUAAUGCUCACUAGGAUGCUGGUUCACCAUGAAUAAUGUUGUUCCUUCCAUCACUCCUGCAUAUAAUCACAAACUUUUGAAUUUUUUGUUUUUAUAUUGGCUCAACAGAAUGGAGUGGUAACUGGACUAUGAAAGUGAAUAUCUUCUCAUUCAAAAGUUUUUGUCUGCUUCUCAUGAAGUAAUAUUGACUGGAGAUGUGAAGAAACAUGCCAAACUAGCUGUAGGGAUGUAUUAUGGGCAAAGGUGAAGAAGGAAGGAGUACAAAAAAAGGAAAUACAGCGUUAGCUGGGUAGUUCAAGCAAAAUUAUGUCAAUCUUGAAGUAUACUUACUUAAGUGCUCAUGAAGAAUCCCGUUGUGCUCUUUUGUUAAAAUGUAACACCAAUAUUAAUAUUUAAUUACAACCACUUAAAAAAGAGCGCAGCAUUCUGUCCCACCCUUUACUUAGAGUAGGUGCUGGUAAAAUUAGAAAACAAAAGGCAGCUGUGGAUUCCAUCCUUGAUAAGAGCAAGGCUACUAUGAAUUGAAGUGCUUCAUGCAGUGUAAGAAAUUUAAACUGAAUAAUGUGAUAACUUUAAUGUUUUCAAGAUUCCCUGGCCUGUGCAUUGAAAACAAUAACAAUUUACCCUCCAGAAUUAUCUCAAUUAAUUUUGAAUGAUCAGAAUUAGUGUGCUGAUAUGUUGCCACACCACAUACUAGAGCAGACAUGAAUGAUAGAAGUUUUUCAGGAUUCCAAUUUCUUUUUUGUUCAGCUGACAUCAGUGGAAAUUAAUUGAUAUCCUCAAAAUGAGAAACCAUUGAAAUACAAAGACCUGCUGUACUUUGUUAACUUGUAUAAUGUACACAGCAUUUGUGCAUAGCUUGGUCAAGAUUUCUCAAGAGUUUGCCCAAUGCCUUAUUGAGAUCUGUGUUUUGCUUGUUUUGAGGAGUGUUUUAUAGUCAAUAAUACUUCAUUUCCAGAUGAAUGGAGGCCUUGUUUAUUUUCCACUGCUUUAAUUUGAGUGUCUCUGGAUUAAGUAUAUAUUGGCUAAGGGUGCAUAAUUGGAUUUUUACUUGAUGUAAGAUUUCAACCAAUAAAAAAUAAUUUUUGGUCUA